Molecule: messenger RNA, 4476 nt
Organism: Ostrea edulis (European flat oyster)
Lineage: Eukaryota; Metazoa; Mollusca; Bivalvia; Ostreida; Ostreidae
Product: PWWP domain-containing protein 2A-like
Exons: 3
Coding region: 198-2399 (733 amino acids)
Source: RefSeq, a predicted model, not a curated record
GUAUGGUUGUGUACACAAAUCUUGAAAAAUGCGUAAUCUGGGAAAGGUUAGAGAUCUGUUACAUAGCCAAUCGUAUUCUAUGUAACUCUAGUACGCUCAUUACGAUAGAAACCUGAAAUAUACAGUUGAAGAAGCAAAAAUUAAAAGUAACGUAUUGUUUACGCAUGCGCGAAAAAUCUUAAUGGAGACCUCGAAAAAUGGCGGAGCUAAGAAGAAGACCUGGGGCAAUUUCAAAAGGCAUGAAAUUGCCUAUAACAAUCGAGGAUGCCAUUGAUGACGUUUUAGUUGUAUGCUUAGAAUAUGGUGCUAAACUUUUCAAGGGUAUUUUAUUGGAUAUAAAUAAAAGAAACCUGCCACAUGGCAUAUGCGUGCCUUUCUCCGCUAAUGGGGACAAUUCAAAAGGCGACCCAAAUGCACCCGGUGUCAAUAACAAUGCAGAUCAGGAUGUAGAGGUGUCAGCGACAGGUUUUAGACACACUUAUACACAGGGAAACGAGCAACAUGUAAACAAAUUCUUCUUGCGGUCCAGUAAGGACCGUCCUGCACGCAGUAUACGUUUGCGCCCUCGAUCUACGUUGUGUAGCAAAUGUAAAGCUGUAUGUCAAGAGACUGAAAAGGGCAUUAUGCCAGUUCAGCAGAUUGUGAAACAGGGCACUCAAAAGAACCAAGUACCUCAACAGUCACUACGAGAAGGCCUGCGGAGGCGUUCCGUCCAAAAUAAGGAUCCUCCGAACAACAGCAAGCCUGCAGACAAUAACAAAAACUCCGGCUUAACACGCUCGAGUCCGUUCAUUAAGAUAUCUAUUGGUGAGGGCACUGUGUUGAAGAUUCCGCCACGUCUGCAUGACGAGGUAGAUGGGACAACUUCUAAAUCAAAAGGAAAGGUUGAAUCUGUGAAAGAGGACAGUGCUCUAGAGCAGGACAAAAACAGGAGAACUAGUAAACGGAAUCUCCGCAAAACAAAGGAUCGUACAAAACACGUGGAGGAAGAGCCCCCAAAAGAACUUGAAAAUAGCAAUGAAAAUGUCACUAGUCAUCACAAAAAACAUAAACGCAAACAUAAACAUAAGCAUGGAGAUAAUGAGGAAAAAAAUCAAAAUGCGUCCUCAGAGGGUGUGGAUGAGAAUCUGGAAAGUUCAAUGGAAAAUCAAAAUGACGUUGUUGCUCAGAGACCAAGGCUGUUGUACACAUGGCGGCAGAAUAAAGGACUAUCACCAAGACGAGAUAAUGCAACAAACAAUAUCGAAAAUGUUAAUAAUUUGAAUGUAUCAUUGAAGCAGAAUAUCCCAGAGAACAUUUCACCAAAACGUACUGUGCGGACAAAAAGUAGUGAACAGGUUCACAAAAAGGAGUACAAGCUGAGGAGCCGCGAACGUCUGAGUGUCGAUUCUGUGGAGAAAAGCCCCAAGAAGCUGGAAGAGAACACGAAGGAGGAGGACUCUCUCAGUGAAGAUGUCAACGACAAUGUGACUGGACUUGUGAUGAGAGUCAGCGAGGAAUCCAUGCCAGAAGCUGAAAGCCAGGAAGUGUCGCAGGAUAUUGUAGAUUGUGUGGAUUCUCAAGACAAACCUCCUGUGUAUUAUGAUAACCUUAGUGAAAAACACACAGACUACUUCUUGCAUGCCAAUCAUGAUUAUGUAGUGACUUUGAAUAAUCCAAACAGUCUUAGUAACUCUAUAACCAGUUCACGCUCGGAAGGCCAUGAUAAAUAUGUGAUAAUAGACACAGACAAGUAUUCUGUGAUAUCAUCUGCAUCGGAACGGGAUUUUGACUUCAAGGAUGAGGAUAUUCCCAUGUCUCCCGAGGGCCCGCCUUCGUCUGUGGCCAUGCUUCCAUCUCCAACUCAUCAACCAGAACCGGUGUCUCCUGCUCAUCAACUAGAGUCGAUCUCUCUAGCUCAUGAACUGGAGCAGAUUUCUCCUUUGGAUCAUUUUGAACCUGUGGAUGAACCAGCCAUGGAUGAGGAUGAGGAAGAGAGGGAAGAUAUUGCCGAUGCUCCACCCACUAAUGAAGAUGUGUUCAGAUCUCUGAUGAUGAAAAUUCGGACUCGUGAUGUGCCAAAAUGCAUAGCGACCGAUGGUCGGACAAUUCAUGUUGGAGAUAUUGUGUGGGGGAAAAUUAAAGGGUUUCCUUGGUGGCCGGGGCGUGUGUUGUCAAUCAGUGUGAGUGAAAGAGACGGGGGAAUCGUGAUACGAAAACUUGCACAUGUGUCAUGGUUCGGUUCAUCCACCAUGUCACACAUUCAGUGUUCAGACUUGUAUCCAUUUUUGGAGGAUUUUAAAUUACGCUACAACAGGAAAAAGCGGGGACCAUACAAAGUGGCCAUCAAGCAAGCCACUAUUGCAGCACAGAGUGUGACAAAUACACACCAAAUUGACUUUAAAGAAUAUGAUUUGUAGCAAUCGUAUACAUGCAAGCAAAACCAUGUAUUUAAGAGAAAACCGGUACGCAAAAACUGUGAAAAAGAUUGUACCUAUCCACUAACCCUCAAAGCCGCUUCAAGAGUGUUUCCUUAUACAUUACACAUGUUACAGUGACCUUGUGUGGACCAAUAGUGUCCAUUACAGUUCUUGUGUGGACCAAUAGUGUCCAUUACAGUCUUUGUAUGGACCAGCUGUGUCCAUUACAGUUCUUGUGUGGGCUACUGUUCAUUGGAGUCGUUUUGUGAGCCGGUGUCCUUUACAAUCCUGGUGUGGGCCUGCUGUAUCCAUUACAGUCCUUGUGUAGGCCAGAUUACAUUUUAGGUUGCCUGAAAUUGAUGAGUUCUUUUACCUUGAAUGCAAAUAGGCAUUAUAAUAUUAUACUUUAAAUCGGCAGUGAUUUCUAAUUAAAAACAUGGCAGUACCUUAAAGGUUCUGAACAUUAAUUAGCGAUUCCAGUUCUCCUCGCCUUGUACAGGUUCAUGGGCUGUCAUCGAAGCGUUUUAUGCCUGUAUAACUGCGCUGUGUAUAAUUUUUUUGGUGCGAGUGUGUUUUAAGGACAGACUCUGUCAGACAUUCAAUGUAUUGUCUACAACACAAGGUGAUUGAUGAAAAGGAAUUUUUGUAUGUUGUAAACGUGUAUGCAUUUCAUAAAGUGUUCAUGCCAGAUGAUUAUAUUAAGUAGCUGCAGCAAGUGAUCGGUGCAAAUUUGUUUCUGUUUGUUUGCUACCACUUGAAAUAAGAGAAAUAUUGUUAUUUGGGAAUUGUGAUGCCAGUCAUUUUAGGGGGAAAAUCUUAGAAAUCAUGUACAAUAAAAUACAGAUGAUUUAUUAAAAAAUUCUCCCAAAUAUACUAUGUAUCUUGGAUAACUUCAUUCCACAUUUCCUGUAGUCCAGUAUGACUGCUUAAGCAAGACAAUGAUAUGAUUGUCUUUUCCCAUAAUAAUUUGUUGAUUUUAAAGACAAUGUUGGCUAUAUUCAUGUUUAUGUUUUUAUAUGCAGUCAAUCUGCAACCAAGAAAAUACUUAACAGUAUGUUUUCAUUUGAAAACUGCACAAUUUUUAAAAAAAAACUUAAGUCUGAUAUUUGUGAAUUAUAAGAAUGAACAAGUAUGCAUAGAAUUUAUAUUUAAUAUUUUUUAUGUACUUUCAAGAAAUUACUUGGUUGAUAGUGAAUUCUGAAUUUGUUCCCUGUUUAAAGAUCUGCUUGUGUGUGGGUGUGGCAUACCUAUGUUUGUAUUUUUAUUUCUUACAUAAAUUUCUAUAAGAAUCACUUAAAAAUGAACUGACUCUACAUUUUUUAAAGUGUGGCAUGUAGAAAAUGAAGCAGUACUUUUAUUUAUUUAUUUUAGAAGUGUCCUUUUUAAGAAAUCAAUUAAUUUUUGAAAAGAAUACAAUGUUGUAAAAGAAUAUUUAAAAAAUGAACUCGUGUAUCAUGUUUUAUCUAAAUAUUUUAGAAAGAGUUAGAUAAAUGUUCUGUGUGAAAGUUUUAAUAGAGAUUUGAUGUACAUUGGUAUGUAGUAUUUGGUGAUAGAUGUGAGAAUUGUACAUAAUGCUUAUAAGUACACUCAUAACUACAUGGGUGUGUAUCAGUAUUACUGCUAGUGUUGCAUGUUAGUGUGUUGCCAUGCACCCAACACAUCAUCUCAGUUGCCAUGCUAAUUAGUAUUUUCAGUAUGAUUUCAUAUAUAUACUGAGCCAAUCGCACAACUACAAACAUUCUGUAUCAUUGUUGGCAAAUAUGUCACAGCAAAGUGUCCUUGAUUUUAUAUCCUCUCCAGUCUGUUGUAAAUUUCACCUUCAUCAUGCCAGUAAUUUUUUUAUACUGAUACCAUGUUUAAGUGUAUCAAAAGCCAAGUAUCAUCCUGUCUCGCAAGUUUCACGAUUCGUAGAAAUGUUAUCCAAGGAUGUGUGACACUACUUGAUGCAUUUUUUCUUUUACACUAGUCAGAUUCUUGAUGAAGAAGAAGUUGUUGAGAAAGAGUCUAUUUUUGAAUUUUAAUAAACCUGUUUCUAUGGUUACAGUGAUAUUGAAAUAACCAGUAAAACAGAACUGAU